AUGGCUCUUCAUCGUAUAUCCACAUCAUUGGUGGGGCGGUACAUGUGCUUCACCCUCCGACGUGAUGCCAGCUGCCGGAUCAGACUUUCGACGUUUCAGAAGUGCACCACUGCAAUUAGGCAGCUUGCCUAUGUCAGGCUGGCUGACAUGUUCGACGAAUACCUACAUAUGGAUACUGCUAGAUAUGCACGGGAGGGUGCACGGUUUUCCAGGGAUGAUGGGCAACAUCGAUUGCAAGCACUGGGAGUGGAGGAAUUGCCCGGUGGCUUGGAAAGGGCAGUUCACUACUGGAUUCAAAAACAAACACCCCUCGAUGAUUCUGGAAGGUUAAAUAACAACAUCAACGUUCUGCAAUCGUCGCAUCUCUUCAAUGACGAGUGCCGGGAUGAGGGUCCAGAGGUCAGAUUCGUGGCCAACGGCACGCCGAAGGAAUCCUAUUUCAUGCAACGUCAAGAGAGUGCUAGGAAGGAUGUUGAGCGAGCUUUUGGUGGGCUCCAAGCGCGAUGGGGCAUUAUAUGA
Molecule: messenger RNA, 519 nt
Organism: Salvia hispanica
Lineage: Eukaryota; Viridiplantae; Streptophyta; Magnoliopsida; Lamiales; Lamiaceae
Source: RefSeq, a predicted model, not a curated record